CGACAGUUAAGAAUCGAUGUUGUUUGCAGAUCGAAAGUAACGCAUAUCGAAUGCAAAAUUUUGGAGCUCCAAAGCAACUCGAAUUCAUUUCCAAUUUUCUCACCGGAAUAUUGAGUCAUCGAUCUAAACUCUUUGUGUGUUUACGUGUGACUAAAAGCCCACCACUUCUUGAGGUGGCAAAUUAGUGGAGUAAUGGCGUCAACUUCUUCACAGGACGCUUGGUACCUCGCCCUAUUAGGGCUGGCUGAACAUUUUCGAGUUUCGACGCCUCCAAAUAUUCGUAUGUGUGUACAGUGUCUUCAAACUGUAUUUAGUUUUAAACCUCCACCACGCGUAGAAGCAAGAACACAUCUUCAAUUGGGAAAUAUUCUUGUACUUUACACAAAAAAUGUUGAUUUGGCCCGUUCUCACUUGGAACAAGCUUGGUAUCAAUCACAGAAUAUUGCUGCCUUUGACGACAUCAAAUAUGAAUCUGCAAGUCUUCUGGCAGAACUUUAUGAGCAACAGAAUCAAACCAAUCUAGCUAAACCUUUGUUGAGAAAAACCAUAGAAAUGUCUCAACAGAAUGUUUUCUGGCACUGCAGAUUACUCUUCCAGCUAGCUCAAAUUCAUUCCAAUGAAAGAGAUUAUCUGUCAGCCUGUGGUCUCCUGGGAGUUGGAGCUGAUUAUGCACACAUUUCUGGAGCCCAGUAUUCUAGAUUAUUGUUUACUCUCAGCAAAUGCAUGUUACUGCUGAUUGAUAAAAAGUUCAAUGAACUUCAUCCCCUACUGGCCCAAGUAGGACCAAUUAUUGAUAACUGGCAGGGCUCUCUUCAACAAAAAGAAUAUCUUAAAAUAUUCUUUUUGGUCCUGCAAGUGUGCCAAUGUUUGAUGUCUGGGCAGGUGAAGAGUGUUAAACCAUACUUAAAACAACUGCAACAAAGCAUUCAGACCAUUACGCAACCAAAUCUGAUGCCUAGUGACGAAGAUGUGUCAGCUGGGAAUUCGGGUGAUAUGUUUGUAUGGAUGUCGAAAGAACAUCUGUGCGUUUUGGUUUACGUUGUGACAGUUAUGCAUUCGAUGCAAGCCGGCUACAUGGACAAAGCCCAGAAGUAUACAGAGAAAGCGUUCCUGCAAAUUGAGAAACUCAAACUAUCUGACAACCGGAGUAUUUUAACCUCUUUCCACAUUCUUCUGCUCGAACAUUUGAUUCUGUGUCGAUUGGUCAUGGGUCAAAAAGGUCAAGCUAUUCGGGAAGUGGCAACAGCAGCCCAAUUGUGCGCUGCAGGGCCUCCUCGUUUGCUUGCCGCUCAUUCAGCACAGUUGCAUACUUUGCUGGGCCUGUAUGCAAUGAGCAUGAAUUCUAUGGAAGCUGCAGAAGCUCAAUUCAACGUUGCCCUAAGAAGCACAACGGAUCGUGAGCUAUGGACAUUUGCAAAUUUGAAUCUUGCCAUCGUUUACUUGCGAAUGAAACGUGAAGGGGAUUUUAAUAAACUUAUCGAAAACAUCAACCCUGAGACGUUGCCGUCACACUCGCACAGCUUGCGAGCAGCCGCUUUCUACGUUCAAGGACUGCAGUGUUUCUUCCAAGCUCGAUACAACGAAGCAAAGCGCUAUUUGAGAGAAACGUUAAAAAUGGCCAAUGCUGAAGACCUAAACCGCCUAACUUCCUGUUCGCUUGUGUUACUCGGUCAUAUUUUCCUCUCGUUGGGCAACAAUCGCGAGGCAAUGAACAUGGUCACGCCGGCAAUGCAACUGGCCUCCAAAAUUCCGGAUGUUCACAUCCAACUGUGGGCGUCAGCCAUCCUAAAAGAUUUGUAUCGAAUGUGCGGCGACGGAGGGAGAGAAGCCGAGGCGUACCAAACUCACGCCAAUUUCUCCCAGCUACUUAUGAAGGACAAUUAUGCAUCACACCAAUCUCCAGAGCAUGCACUGAUUACGUGGAUAGAACAGCCACUCGCCUCUUUCCUUCAGCUCGGCACUAAUAAUGCCAAUAACUUGGGCGCACCCAGCACCUCCAAUAUGAUCAUGCCCACUCCCGGUUCUUCCUCUCUCAUGUAAAAUCAGCGCAGGUACGUCACAUACUUUCUCAAACCACCCCCAAAGCCCUGUAAAUGAUUGAAUAGAGUGUCUCGUUCUUGUUUCCUGGUCUGUCGUGUUUUCCCUGUCUCUCUUUUCUUGCAGUAAAGUUAAUUGAAUUCGAUCCGGAAAUUCGAUCUUAAUUGUUUUCGAGGUAGUGCUUGAUCCGUCUCCUCACGUUGCAACGCAAGGUAAAACUUGAACCCACUCCUUACGUUGCAAACACCAAAGGCUAUUGUAAAUAAUCGAAUAUUUUUCGACGCGACAUGUUAACUUAAAAGCUCGUUUAAUGUAUAAUUUACUUUACAUCGAGGCCAAAGUUGUUUGAUUCUACUGCGUCUGGAUUUCAACGUCGUCAUUUCCCUCCCUCCUAUUCGUUCUCUCACUCCAUGUAUUUGAUAACAAAAGUUUCGAAUUCAUCAAUCCUUUCCUCCUCCCCCAACCCCUAUAUCCCCCUUGUACCAUAUAAAAUAGAAUGCGUUGUAUAUGGCAUAACUCAAAAUACACACACACGCAGCCGCGUGCGCGGAUUUUCCUUUUA
This is a messenger RNA of Daphnia pulicaria, 2599 nucleotides long. RefSeq names its product MAU2 chromatid cohesion factor homolog (gene Mau2). Gene Ontology annotation, cellular component: SMC loading complex; chromatin. Gene Ontology annotation, molecular function: protein binding; double-stranded DNA binding. NCBI's taxonomy places the organism in Eukaryota, Metazoa, Arthropoda, Branchiopoda, Diplostraca, Daphniidae. Bases 193 to 2040 code for a protein of 615 amino acids. The transcript has 10 exons. The record is from RefSeq and is a predicted model, not a curated record. Gene Ontology annotation, biological process: mitotic sister chromatid cohesion; maintenance of mitotic sister chromatid cohesion.